GAUUAUGCAACGUUCUUAAUGUCCUCAACAAGGGACAUAUCAUGCAAUAUUAAUUAUAUUUAAUAUUCGCGCUCGCCACACAGUCCGGCUGAUGAAAUGCAGCUGUAACGUAAGUGUGACACGUGAAUGGAAGGUUCGACAUGUACACGCAUAAUACUACAGUACUACACGGCAGUACCGGAGUAAAAAUGACCACAGGAGGAGCAGAAGAGAUGGGGGCGGUCGGUACAGUGGACUCUAUGGAGCAAUGCGCAGCCCCCGCCUCUUGUGACUACGCUAUGGUCUGAUGUUCUACAGGAUCCCUCUGCGUGGGGGGGGGGGUGGAUUAUCUCUUUGUCACACGGGAGGAUUAUGACCACAGAGACGUGAGACUGCGUUUUGAACGUCCCUCGGCCAUGUUUCCCAGCGUUUUCCUGCCGCGGGGGGGUUCGUCGUAACAUCCCUCCUCCCGACAGCCAGAGUGGUCGAGCUCGAGACUGCCGCCCUGCGCCUCCUCCCUCCAUCUCCACCUCCAUCUCCUCCUCCUCCUCCUCCUCCUUCAGCCAGGAGCCGUGCUGGACAGCGACCAUCAUCAUGGGCGACGGAGUCCCGCAGCUCAUCAAGAUCAGCGUGUCCCUCAAGGUCCAGCCCAACAACGGGCCCGUCUUCUUCAAGGUGGACGGGUCCCGCUUCGGGCAGAACCGCACCAUCAAGCUGCUCACGGGCUCCAAGUACCGCGUCGAGGUGGUCAUGAAACCGGGCGCGGCGGAGGCCACCACUAUGAGCAUAGGGGGGGUGACCUUCCCCUUGGAGCAGCAAUCCAAAGACCCCCAGUCGGUGGUCUACACUGGGGUCUACGACACUGAGGGCGUGACACACACCAAGAGCGGAGAGAGGCAGCCCGUCCAGGUCAACAUCCAGGUAAAAACCUCUCAGGGGGCCUGUUGUCCAGAAACGGACUUGGGCAAAGUUGGGGGGGGAGCUCUUUUACUACCAGGGUUUGGUUUCUCCUCCAUCCAUGGGUACGGUCACGUGCUGCACUGCGGUGUGUUAUUAAUACGACAGAUGGAGCUCAUUCUGUCAACACAGAACUCUUCCCACCGCCCAGUUUUCUAUCCAUUUCACAGCACUUCUCAUUCACGUGACUGUGUGUUCCGGAAUUAGGGACGCUACGUGUGUGUGUUCACCAUCCAUCAGGGCAGAGUGCGAGGGUCCUGGUGGAAGUUUGCUACCCCCCCCCCCCCCCCCCCCCACCUUCUGUGGCUCCAGGAUAAAGUUAUUGACCAAAUUAUUGACAAGCUCUCCCCUUGGGAAAAGCCCCCGCCCUCCCCACACACACACACAUACACACACACACACACAGACACACACACAGACACACACAGAGUGAGAUCAGGUGCAGCAAACUCAGCUGUUACAUCAGCUGUGAAUGAGUUCAAUCAACUGUAGCACUGAAGGGCUCAUUGUAACGCAAAAUUCUAGCAGACAAUAUUGCUCGGUCCCCCCUCCCAUUUGGGAUAAAAGAAGUUUGUGCAGACAUUCCAACUUUGAAAAAUUCAUUUUGGAGUGGGGCGGAUCCGAGAAGAAUUUGAGAGGCAAUUUGCUAAAAUUUAAAAGACUCCCCUCCACCAAAAAAAAAAAAAAACCACUUGUAGUCUGAGGGGGUCCCCCAAAGGUAGUUAUAAUUCUGAAUACCCUGAAUAUGACAAAUUAUAACUUAGAAACAACUCACUCACACACACACACACUGGCUGAAACCGUUCGUUCCGAGGGGGGUCACGGCAAGCU
Messenger RNA from Scleropages formosus (Asian bonytongue), 1767 nucleotides. RefSeq names its product cannabinoid receptor interacting protein 1b (gene cnrip1b). The coding region runs from base 574 to 1143 and encodes 189 amino acids. Gene Ontology annotation, molecular function: type 1 cannabinoid receptor binding. Gene Ontology annotation, cellular component: plasma membrane. Lineage: Eukaryota; Metazoa; Chordata; Actinopteri; Osteoglossiformes; Osteoglossidae. Gene Ontology annotation, biological process: negative regulation of signaling receptor activity. The record is from RefSeq and is a predicted model, not a curated record. The transcript has 2 exons.